Messenger RNA from Xiphophorus maculatus (southern platyfish), 3088 nucleotides. It is a transcript of the gene hes6, whose product is annotated as transcription cofactor HES-6-like. NCBI's taxonomy places the organism in Eukaryota, Metazoa, Chordata, Actinopteri, Cyprinodontiformes, Poeciliidae. Bases 524 to 1303 code for a protein of 259 amino acids. The transcript has 4 exons. Gene Ontology annotation, molecular function: DNA-binding transcription factor activity, RNA polymerase II-specific; RNA polymerase II cis-regulatory region sequence-specific DNA binding; protein dimerization activity. Gene Ontology annotation, cellular component: nucleus. Gene Ontology annotation, biological process: regulation of transcription by RNA polymerase II; regulation of neurogenesis; anterior/posterior pattern specification. The record is from RefSeq and is a predicted model, not a curated record.
UUCUUGUUCUCUUUUCUCAAUAGACGUAAAUAAAGGAACUGAAAUAACACUUUAUAAAGAACAAAACAACAACAACAACAACAACAACAAAAAACACCCUGAGAAAGUAAAACAACAGUGAAUCGGGACCUUUGCCUUCUUUACAACUGUUUGAACGGGAGUUAACUGGUUUUCAUUUGUCAACUGAUUGUUAGCAAUUAAGAAUUAAUUAACCUAACUUCCUAAUGACGUGAGAACUGUCCCCCAUAAGCACAAUUCAAUAAGCGCUUAGCCAUGCAACUAAUAAGGAACCUGAUGUUGAAUUGCAUAUUUUAAGAGCCGUGUGCAACAAACUAACUGCUAUUGAUCAUGUGAUCCUGAAUACAUAGUUUAUAAAGUUCGACCACUAACUGCAGAGUGUUUGUGGCAUCAGAUCAUCGCCUGUCUUGGCUCCGUGGUCCAGGACCCCUGUUGAUAAAGGGUACGGGCGUUGCGCGCCCUCUCUGUCUUCCAACCAGUUCACCCAUUUAUAUGUAAAUGAGCCAUGUAUACAGCCGCAGAAAGGCCCCUCGGCAAUAACAACCCAUUCUCUGAAGGAGUCAACUACCGCACGGCCAUCUGUCCCCCACACGGACUCGAGCUAACGGCUCUUUGGAUCACACCCCAGCAGCCUCCUGGCCAAACUUCAACCAUGGCUCCGAUACGCAGCAAUACCAGCGGAAUGAAUGGAGGCGAUAGCGAAAUACAGUCUGACAGGAAGAUGAGGAAACCUCUCGUGGAAAAGAAAAGAAGAGCUCGCAUUAAUGAAAGCUUACAAGAACUCAGGGUUCUCAUCGCAGACUCAGACUUACAGUCGAAGAUGGAGAAUGCUGAAGUUUUGGAGGUGACGGUGAAACAUGUAGAAAGCAUCCUGCAGAACCGAGCACAAGAGGUGGACGCUCUGAACAGGGAGGCCAAGGAGCGUUUCGCCGCCGGUUACAUCCAGUGCAUGCAUGAUGUGCACACGUUUGUGUCCUGUUGCCCUGGAAUAGACCCCGCCAUUGCAUCUGAGCUGCUGAACCACCUCCUGGAGAGGAUGCCCCUUAAUGAUGAGGAGCAUCUUGAUGAAAACAAGCCAGCCUGUAACAGCACUUGGCCCCUCCCUGAGAGUAUGUACAGCACAGUGGUGUCCCCGGUCACUUCCAACACCUCCACUGAUGACCUCAGCUCCGACCUGGAUGAGACGGACUCGGAGCAAAACCAAGCUUCCUCCACAGAGGAGGUAGCUAGCCAGCCUGUAGCGUCUGGCGUAACUUUCUCAAAGCCAAUGUGGAGACCUUGGUGAAGAAUUUUGAAGAGGCUUGUGUAAACUAGAUGAUUGUUGGUUAUUGUUAGAAUGUGCUGGAUAGACUUUAGUUCACUACAAAACAUACCUGAAUAGGCAACAAUGCAAUGUCUCUGACAGUGGUUCUCUCUUUUUUUUUUAAAUUACAUACCACCUUGGUAAUUUCUCCAAGUAUCACCACCUUUAGGCUUUUUAACACAGUAAUAGAACAAAACUUGGAUCUUUUGAACUUGCUGGGUUGUGUCAUGGACACAAAAUCAUUCUCAUUUAUUGGCAAUGCAUCAUUGGUUGAAAAAUGUGUUUUAAAUACAUCCUCCAUUUUUACACCUAAGUUCUAAUUUCUGAGUUUAAAGAUGACAAAAAAAAAUUAAAAGAAAGUUGAAAUCUCCAACGGGGGGAUUCAGUGGGUCAGUGGGUGCUUACAAUCUCCAACCUGACAAUCCAAUAUGGCUGCCCUGACAUUAAAUUCAGCACGUCUGGCAACUUGGGUAUUAUUAAGCUAAGUCGCAAACAAUGCUGUACAAUCUUUUGUAAUUAACAUAUGGCAAUGUUUUUAAUGAAUAACAGCUAAUGUGCUUGCAUUUAGCUUAUAAACAAUUAUUUCAACAUUUUCUUUUUAAAAACCAAUAUUGUCAGUCCAACUAUCACUAGUCGUACAUGUACCACAGUUUGAGAACCAUAUGUCUAAAGACUAUGACACUGUUGUGUUGGUGGGAUUGACGCUCCAUAUAAUUGCACUUCUAUUUAAUUGAAUCGCUGGCUCACAGAGUACUGUAUAAUGUCCAUUUGUGAAUACUUUCUAUACCAGACCAAUUGCAGUUAGACAUGCAGGAUGAGUCUGGACUUCUAUUGCUAAAAUUAGCUAUGCUUUAGCACAACAGCUAGCACUGGUUUUCUGACAUCCUACCAUAUCAAUAUCUACUAACAUAGCGUUGUGUUCCAAUAAACAUUUUCAGUUUAUUUCUAUUUAACUAAUUGAAUAAGCUAAAACAGCAGUUAUGCCUGACUACUUCUUAGCAUACGGCUGAGGACUUUUUUAUGACACAAUAUGAGAAUUAUCAACAAAACGAAAGAUAACAGAAAUACAAGGGCAGCAUUUUCAGAGAAUUGCUUAAGCAAAGAUUAAAAUCUGUAAUUAGGAAACUGUCAACUGGGAACAAUUGCUCUGGGCUUUCUAAGCAGCAUAAGCAACGUCUGUGUUGAAACUGUUGGGUGACAAAACGCUGAAAACAAAAAUGACGUUUCAUUCAAAUUAUUUUAAAAUUUGCAUAUGACUGUUUUUGGGCAGAGGAGGAACCACAUCCUGAGCAUCUCCAACAUGCUUUGAAAUGCACCUUUCAACCAACUAUCUGGUGGAAAUGGGUCAUUAUAAAGGAAAAACACUCAAGGAAUCAAGAUCCCUGUCCUGUUCUGUUCCGUUUUAAAAUUAUUUUAAUGUCAUUACUUUAAAAUUUUAUUAAGUCUUUAAAAAAAAAAAAAAAAGCUUGGGAACCACUUCGGCUAAGACAUAAAGAAGCUCUUUGUAAAAUGUAUCAAAGCUGCAGUGGAAGUAUUUAAUGUUGUAAAAUAUAAUAAAAACAGUUGCAGAGAUCAUUGAUGUGUACAUUAUGCAUUUAAAAGUGUAUAGGCUUACCUUAAUAAUGUGGUGAAUGCAUUUGUAAAUAUGUACUUGUUAACAUUUAGUUGUUCCUCUCCAGAAAUAUUGUUAGUUAAAUUAUUUCCUAUUUAGAAAGUCAAGGACUGUGUAUUUAUAGUGCAUUAGUAAGCUACCUUAUCCAGUUUAAA